Molecule: messenger RNA, 830 nt
Organism: Rhipicephalus microplus (southern cattle tick)
Lineage: Eukaryota; Metazoa; Arthropoda; Arachnida; Ixodida; Ixodidae
Source: RefSeq, a predicted model, not a curated record
AAAGGAGUACCUGGAGUACACGAAAGCCGCCAUCGUUUCGCAGUUGAGCAAUCUCAAGAGAAUCACAACAGCGGUUUUCACAAAUCUCGGUGACUGCAAGCCCAUCCGCCAGUUCUAUAUACAGUGCCUCGAAGCCUUCUGUGACGGUACCUUGUUAUGCAUGAACGGCAUCUGGUUCUCGGUGUGGCUCGUUUGUGGCAUGUUCACCACCCAAAUCGCCGUUGGCCUAAAGCUCUCCAAGUACCUCAUGAGGAUGGAUGACUACAUGUACGAAGGCAUCGAAGUCGAGGAGUCCGUAGAAAGUCCGCCGGAUGACAAGUCUUCCGGAUUUAGCGUGAGCUACGCACCAAGCGGCAUGAAAGCACCCACUGGCCAGUAUAGGUGGAGGAAAUUCGAGGAAAACCCCUACCACAUGCCAAAGGAAUUGGAAGGAUCCGCAACAGCAUGUGACAGCAAUGAUUCGGCUUUAGACAUCAGAAGAUGGGCUGUGGACAGGACAAAACCUUUCGUUAUCGAUUCCAUUGCCGAUGAAGUCAAGAAGGCAAAGGAGACCCGUGCAAAGGGCCAGCACCAUCAUCCAGCUCCCGGGGACGCGUCCUAAUUGGCUGCACGGCGCACAACGCUUCCACCAAGCGCCAUCUAGGCGUCUAAGGGGGAGCGACAUUAUAUUGCGGUAUUCUUGCGUUGAUAUCCACUGCCGAUGUAGGAAAUCGUACUGCACGCUUUUCACAAUUUUCAGAAUUUUGUCUGUAUCUACUGCACUAAUAUUUGUUGCGCAGAAAAAAGUGAAAACAAUACAAAUGCGUUGGCUUACAUGCUGUUAAAUCUAA